AUAAGAUUGCGCUUGUCGCCGGGUUUUUUAUUCAGUUUGUUUUGAGACUCUAAAGUGAACAGAGCUAAUCAUGGCACAAAAUAGAAGCAUCUGGCUCGGCUGCAGCCUUGGUAGCAUUUUGGCGGUGUUGCUGGUCCUCCAGACAAUGAACCAGGAAACUGAGGGCGCAAAUAUCCUGGGCGUGUUUCCCGGACACGGUCCGUCCCAUUUAAUAGUACACAUGUCGGUCAUGAAGGCGCUGGCCGAGAGGGGACACAAUGUGACAACAAUAUCCACAAUUGUCCCAAAAGUGAAACACAAGAAUAUUAAACAAAUCGUGGUGCCACUGAUCACCGAGGAGGAGGAGAAGCUGCUCAACUCCGGAAUAAGUGGAAUGGCCAAGGAAAAGGGCUCCAUCUGGAGCACCAUGAAGAUCAUGGUCAGUUCGAUGUCCAUGAUGGUUGAAAAGCAAGUGGAGCUCCUCGAGCAUCCCAGCUUCCAUGAACUCCAUCAGAACAAGGACAACAAGUUCGAUGUGGUCUUUGCCGGAUUUUUUGUGAACUCGUACUUGGUGGGCCUGGGUGCCAGAUUCAAUGCUCCGGUUAUUAUUUGCUGGUCCGGAUCUCCAAUGCUCUGGGUUAAUAAGUUCCUGGGCAACCCAGAGCUAUCCACAGUUCCUCAAAUGCAAAUCGGAGUCGCUCAGGGAGAAACAAUGACUUUCCCACAAAGAAUACAGAAUUUCGUCAGUUCUCUGAGCUUCGAAGGCCUUGAUGCUUACCUGGAAAUUAAAUACAAACAUUUCUACAAUCGUAUUUGGGGAAGUGACAAGUCGAUGCCCAGCUAUGAAGAGGCCAAACAGAAUGUUUCCUUGGUCUUUUGCAAUAGCCAUGCCAUAAGUGAGGGCCCCAUUCGGGCCAAUGUUCCGGCUGUCAUAGAAGUCGGAGGCAUUCAGAUAAAGGACAAGCCCGAUCCUCUGCCCCAGGACAUCAAGGAGUUUCUAGACAAGGCCAAAAAUGGAGCUGUUCUUUUCAGUUUGGGGUCAAACCUGAAGGGGGAACACAUCAAGCCAGAUGUGGUAGACACAAUCUUCAAGGCUCUGAGCAGCAUUAAGCAGCAGGUGGUAUGGAAGUGGGAGGAUCUUGAGAAGACACCCGGAAAAUCCUCAAACAUCCUGUACAAGAAGUGGCUGCCGCAGGACGAUAUCCUGGCUCAUCCUAAUAUCAAGCUUUUCAUCACCCAUGCCGGCAAAGGAGGCGUCUCCGAGGCCCAGUACCAUGGAGUCCCAAUGUUGGCUCUUCCUGUUUUCGGCGAUCAGCCUGGAAAUGCUGAUAAGUUGGCCCUCAGUGGAUAUGGUCUUCGCCUAGAUUUGAACACCAUGAAAGUUGAGGAACUUAAGGAGGCCAUUAAGGAGAUCACCGAAAAUCCAAAGUACGCCCAGAAGUUGAAAAGCUUCUCCCAGCUGUACCGGGAUCGUCCUUUGAGCGCCAAGGAGUCGGUGGUCUACUGGACGGAGUACGUCAUCCGCCACCGUGGAGCCCCGCACAUGCAGAGUCCUUUAGUUAAGAUGAGCUUCAUUGCCAGUAACAAUUUGGACAUCUAUAUCCUGGCGAUUUUGGUCCUGUACAUCCUUCUGAAGAUCAGCAAAGUCUUUUGGCUCUUCAUUUGGCGCAAGUUUGUGGCCAAAAAAACUCAGUACACUAAGCUUAAUAGCCAGCGCCGGCGAGAACCUCAAUCAGUUACCACUUGGACUUCAAAGCAAACGGAGCUAGUCAUGACACCAAACCGAAGCACGUGGCUCGGCUGCAGUUUUGGCGGCCUACUGGUCGCCUUGCUGGCCCUCCAAUCGAUGCCCCAGGGCAGUGAAGGAGCCAACAUCCUGGGCGUCUUCACCAGUCACAGUCCCUCCCACCUGAUAGUGCACAUGUCUGUCAUGAAGGCGCUAGCCGAGAAGGGGCACAACAUAACCGUCGUGUCCAGUCUGCCGCCCAAAGUUACCCACAAGAGCAUCAAGCACAUCGUGGUGCCCCUCGAUCCCGAAAGCGAAAAGAUCCUGAACGACGGAAUGGCCCAAAUGGCCAAGGAGAAGCCUUCAAUGUGGAACACCAUUUCGAACAUUUUCAGUUCCCUGAGUCUGCUUAUCGAUAAGCAGGUGGACGUGCUGGAGGAUCCUCGUUUCCAGGAGCUGUAUCUGAAUAAGGGCAACAAAUUCGAUGUGGUGUUUGUCGGCUUCUUCUUCAACUCGUACCAGGUGGCCCUGGGAGCCCGAUUCAACUGCCCGGUGAUUAUUUCCUGGUCGGGUGCACCCAUGCUCAUGGUUAACGCAUUCCUGGGCAACCCCGAGCUGUCCAGUGUUCCGCAAAUGUCCAUUUCUCUGGCCCCAGGAGCGACCAUGACUUUUCCACAACGCCUUAAGAAUUUCGUGAGCACCCUUGGUUUCCAGGGACUGGAUUUGUACCUGAACACGAAAUACAACAAAUUCUACAACCGCCUUUGGGGCAAUGACAAGUCUAUGCCCAGUUUCGAGGAAGCCAAGAAGAAUGUCUCUUUAGCCUUCUGCAACGGCCACGGAAUCAGUGAGGGUCCCAUCCGUCCCAAUGUGCCGGGAAUAAUCGAAGUGGGCGGCAUCCAAGUGAAGAGCAAGCCCGAUCCCCUGCCCGAGGAUAUCAAGGAGUUCCUGGACAAGGCCAAGAACGGAGCCAUCCUCUUCAGCUUGGGAUCGAACUUGAAGGGCGACUUCAUCAAGCCCGAAGUGGUGACCACAAUCUUCAAGGGACUGAGCAGCAUUAAGCAGCAGGUGAUCUGGAAGUGGGACGACCUGGACAAUGUGCCCGGAAAAUCCGCAAACAUUCUGUACAAGAAGUGGCUGCCACAGGACGAUAUCCUGGCCCAUCCCAAACUCAAGCUAUUUAUCACCCACGCCGGCAAAGGAGGCGUCUCCGAAGCCCAGUACCAUGGAGUCCCAAUGCUCACUCUUCCAGUAUUCGCCGAUCAGCCGGCAAACGCCGAGAAGGUGGCGGAAAGUGGAUAUGGCUUGAACUUGGUAUUAAACACACUGGAGGUGGACGAAUUCAAGGCGGCCAUUAAGGAGCUCAUCGAAAAUCCCAAGUACGCCCAAAAGUUAAAGAGCUUCUCCCAGCUCUACCGCGAUCGUCCUUUGACCGCCCAGGAGUCGGUAGUCUACUGGACGGAGUAUGUCAUUCGUCACCAUGGAGCUCCGCACUUGCAGAGUCCUCUGGUGAAGAUGACCUUCAUUGCCAGCAAUAAUCUGGACAUCUAUGUCCUGGCAGGACUGAUACUUUACGUUAUCUUUAUUGUAAGCAAACUGUUUUGGAAGUUUGUGUGGAGGAAGUUGUUCGGAAAAUCCAACAAAACUACUCAGAAAAAGAAGGUUAAGAAGCAGUAGAAAUUGAUCUAUAAUUUAUGCGAAUUGUACUUUAAAUUAUACAACAAAAAUCCGAAAAAAAAUAAAUAAAAGCUAAAAAAUGCA
Messenger RNA from Drosophila bipectinata, 3466 nucleotides. NCBI's taxonomy places the organism in Eukaryota, Metazoa, Arthropoda, Insecta, Diptera, Drosophilidae. The record is from RefSeq and is a predicted model, not a curated record.